GCAUCGCAACCUCGCAGCUUCCCCGGCGUGCAGCGCUCAUUUACCAAUUCCCUUCCUGGGAGCUGCGGCCUCCCUCGCUCGGCCCCACUCCCGUUUACCCUUUCCCCAGCUCCCGCCUUAGCCAGGGGCUUCCCCGCCUGCCGCUAGGGCUCGGGCCGAAGCGCCGCUCCGCGCCAGCCUGCCGCUCCCCGGGCUCCACUUUCACUUUCGGUCCUGGGGCAGCUAGGCCGGCGGCAGUGGUGGUGGCGGCGGCGCAAGGGUGAGCGCGGCCCCAGAACCCCAGGUAGGUAGAGCAAGAAGAUGGUGUUUCUGCCCCUCAAAUGGUCCCUUGCAACCAUGUCAUUUCUACUUUCCUCACUGUUGGCUCUCUUAACUGUGUCCACUCCUUCAUGGUGUCAGAGCACUGAAGCAUCUCCAAAACGUAGUGAUGGGACACCAUUUCCUUGGAAUAAAAUACGACUUCCUGAGUACGUCAUCCCAGUUCAUUAUGAUCUCUUGAUCCAUGCAAACCUUACCACGCUGACCUUCUGGGGAACCACGAAAGUAGAAAUCACAGCCAGUCAGCCCACCAGCACCAUCAUCCUGCAUAGUCACCACCUGCAGAUAUCUAGGGCCACCCUCAGGAAGGGAGCUGGAGAGAGGCUAUCAGAAGAACCCCUGCAGGUCCUGGAACACCCCCCUCAGGAGCAAAUUGCACUGCUGGCUCCCGAGCCCCUCCUUGUCGGGCUCCCGUACACAGUUGUCAUUCACUAUGCUGGCAAUCUUUCGGAGACUUUCCACGGAUUUUACAAAAGCACCUACAGAACCAAGGAAGGGGAACUGAGGAUACUAGCAUCAACACAAUUUGAACCCACUGCAGCUAGAAUGGCCUUUCCCUGCUUUGAUGAACCUGCCUUCAAAGCAAGUUUCUCAAUCAAAAUUAGAAGAGAGCCAAGGCACCUAGCCAUCUCCAAUAUGCCAUUGGUGAAAUCUGUGACUGUUGCUGAAGGACUCAUAGAAGACCAUUUUGAUGUCACUGUGAAGAUGAGCACCUAUCUGGUGGCCUUCAUUAUUUCAGAUUUUGAGUCUGUCAGCAAGAUAACCAAGAGUGGAGUCAAGGUUUCUGUUUAUGCUGUGCCAGACAAGAUAAAUCAAGCAGAUUAUGCACUGGAUGCUGCGGUGACUCUUCUAGAAUUUUAUGAGGAUUAUUUCAGCAUACCGUAUCCCCUACCCAAACAAGAUCUUGCUGCUAUUCCCGACUUUCAGUCUGGUGCUAUGGAAAACUGGGGACUGACAACAUAUAGAGAAUCUGCUCUGUUGUUUGAUGCAGAAAAGUCUUCUGCAUCAAGUAAGCUUGGCAUCACAAUGACUGUGGCCCAUGAACUGGCCCACCAGUGGUUUGGGAACCUGGUCACUAUGGAAUGGUGGAAUGAUCUUUGGCUAAAUGAAGGAUUUGCCAAAUUUAUGGAGUUUGUGUCUGUCAGUGUGACCCAUCCUGAACUGAAAGUUGGAGAUUAUUUCUUUGGCAAAUGUUUUGACGCAAUGGAGGUAGAUGCUUUAAAUUCCUCACACCCUGUGUCUACACCUGUGGAAAAUCCUGCUCAGAUCCGGGAGAUGUUUGAUGAUGUUUCUUAUGAUAAGGGAGCUUGUAUUCUGAAUAUGCUAAGGGAGUAUCUUAGUGCUGACGCAUUUAAAAGUGGUAUUGUACAGUAUCUCCAGAAAUAUAGCUAUAAAAAUACAAAAAACGAGGACCUGUGGGAUAGUAUGGCAAGUAUUUGCCCUACAGAUGGUGUAAAAGGGAUGGAUGGCUUUUGCUCUAGAAGUCAACAUUCAUCUUCAUCCUCACAUUGGCAUCAGGAAGGGCUGGAUGUGAAAACCAUGAUGAACACUUGGACACUGCAGAAGGGUUUUCCCCUAAUAACCAUCACAGUGAGGGGGAGGAAUGUACACAUGAAGCAAGAGCACUACAUGAAGGGCUCUGACGGCGCCCCGGACACUGGGUACCUGUGGCAUGUUCCAUUGACAUUCAUCACCAGCAAAUCCGACAUGGUCCAUCGAUUUUUGCUAAAAACAAAAACAGAUGUGCUCAUCCUCCCAGAAGAGGUGGAAUGGAUCAAAUUUAAUGUGGGCAUGAAUGGCUAUUACAUUGUGCAUUACGAGGAUGAUGGAUGGGACUCUUUGACUGGCCUUUUAAAAGGAACACACACAGCAGUCAGCAGUAAUGAUCGGGCGAGUCUCAUUAACAAUGCAUUUCAGCUCGUCAGCAUUGGGAAGCUGUCCAUUGAAAAGGCCUUGGAUUUAUCCCUGUACUUGAAACAUGAAACUGAAAUUAUGCCCGUGUUUCAAGGUUUGAAUGAGCUGAUUCCUAUGUAUAAGUUAAUGGAGAAAAGAGAUAUGAAUGAAGUGGAAACUCAAUUCAAGGCCUUCCUCAUCAGGCUGCUAAGGGACCUCAUUGAUAAGCAGACAUGGACAGAUGAGGGCUCAGUCUCAGAGCGAAUGCUGCGGAGUCAACUACUACUCCUCGCCUGUGUGCACAACUAUCAGCCGUGCAUACAGAGGGCAGAAGGCUAUUUCAGAAAGUGGAAGGAAUCCAAUGGAAACUUGAGCCUGCCUGUCGACGUGACCUUGGCAGUGUUUGCUGUGGGGGCCCAGAGCACAGAAGGCUGGGAUUUUCUUUAUAGUAAAUAUCAGUUUUCUUUGUCCAGUACUGAGAAAAGCCAAAUUGAAUUUGCCCUCUGCAGAACCCAAAAUAAGGAGAAGCUUCAAUGGCUACUAGAUGAAAGCUUUAAGGGAGAUAAAAUAAAAACUCAGGAGUUUCCACAAAUUCUUACACUCAUUGGCAGGAACGCAGUAGGAUACCCAUUGGCCUGGCAAUUUCUGAGGAAAAACUGGAACAAACUUGUACAAAAGUUUGAACUUGGCUCAUCUUCCAUAGCCCACAUGGUAAUGGGUACAACAAAUCAAUUCUCCACAAGAACACGGCUUGAAGAGGUAAAAGGAUUCUUCAGCUCUUUGAAAGAAAAUGGUUCUCAGCUCCGUUGUGUCCAACAGACAAUUGAAACCAUUGAAGAAAACAUCGGUUGGAUGGAUAAGAAUUUUGAUAAAAUCAGAGUGUGGCUGCAAAGUGAAAAGCUUGAACAUGAUCCUGAAGCUGACGCAACAGGAUGAAAAUCCAUCAGAAUCUCAGACUACAGCACUAAAUAUGCUUUGAUGCUACAUCAAAAGGAAUGGAAGCAUAGCUGACUUCGCUAAAGUUACUUCAUCUCCAUCUAGCAAAUGAGGCACUGUUCUCAACCAAAGGAGAUGGGGAUCUGGUUUAGGGCAAUCCCUUUAUAAUUUGAUGUGCUGUGGUCUCCUUGGUAAUGUAUAAUUUGGUAUUGCACAGGUGAUUAGUCAAGGAAGUCUGGAAAAGCUUUGGUCCCACAGCCUUGCCUCACAGCAUGUAAAUAAUUAAAACAAUAUUGAUGCUGAGGUUCUUCUACUGCUAGUAUGAAAGUGACAAAUUUUUACUGGUGUGAAUUGGGAAGAAAACAAUGCUAUUCCAUGACGUUUGUAAAAUGUUUGUAAAAGCUCAAACAUGACAAUUCCAUAAAAUAAACUUGAGGUUAAAUAAUGGGUAGUAAAUUAUAGAAUGUAUAAGAAAAAAUAUAAAGGAGAAAAUCAAUUAUCAGGAAAGCUAAAGAACUUUUCAAAUCUAGUAAUUUGAAUAUAGACACAAUGCACUUUAUUGCACUUUCAAUUCUUAUAAAGCAACAAUAAUAUUAAGGUCCUUGACUAUGUGUACAAUGUUUUCACAUAUAUAGUUUCAUUUAAUCAUUUCAAAGUUAAUCUCUGCCAUCUCGCUAAAUCAUCAGUCUCGGCUCUUCUGAAAUAGAAGGUGCCUGAUCUUCCUAAUAAUUCUGCCUAUUUUCAUUUGCUUUAAACAGGCGCCCUAUUUUCUUUCUAGUUGUGGCUGCGCAAAAACAUUUAUCUCCCAAAUAAGAUGUGCUGCUUACCGAGGUAUCACGGGGUGGGGCUCCAGCUUGGGUAGUUGAAGCUGGGGUUUGGGAAACCACUUCAGAGAUGGCAGCAGCAAGUUUAGCAUCUUCAAAUUUCUUUUAUUGAAAAAAAUUUUAUUAGUAACAUGUUGUAUAUAAAAUUAUGAGCACAAUGCCAUCACUUAACUAUAACUCUUAAAGAUAGCUUAAUGACUGUUUAUUCUCUUGACCAAAUAGACUCAUAAUAACAUAUAAUUUUAAAAGAAAUUUAAAUUCUUUCUUCUCUAUUGUAUUAUUUUAUACAAUUUGCUAUUUCUAUUUCCUUCUCAUAUUGAUUAUUCUAAAUACUAUGCAAUAAUAUAACUUAGAGUUCCAUGGUUUGUUUACACAUUUCCUGUUGUACAUUUAGGUUAUUCAAAGUUUUCAGCUCUUUUAAAAUUGCUCUGAAUAAGUUCUAGUGAGUGAGUUAUGGUGCUGGCUAUAUUUUGCCAAACUGCCCUCUCAAAUGUUGCUAGGAAUUCAUACUGCGAAAAGCAAUGAAUAAGCAUGCCUGUUUUCCCAUGGCCUUGCUUGCCAGAAUUUGACUUUUAUUACAUAUUUUUAUUUCUGAUAAUCAGUGUAAAAUGAUAUACUACUAUUGCUUGUAUAUUGUGGUAUAUGGUGUCAGGUUUCAGGGUUUUUUUUCAACGUUAAAUAUUCUAGAAACUUUCUGAAAUAAUUUCUGUUUAAAAAUAUUGAAUAUUUGCUUCAUUUCAAAUACUCCCUUUUGACAAAAAACUUAGGUAUAACUGUUGAUGAAAAACCAGAAAAAAGUCCAGAACUCUUUGGUGACUCCAACUAUGGAUAGCUUAUUUUGAAAAAGGAGAAUUGCAAAUUUUACCAAAAGAUGGAGAAAAGCACAUUAAAAAGAUACCAACAUUCAGAAAUUCAUUUCAGCAUGUUAUUAUUGGAAAUUAUUUAAACUAAUUUAGAUAACUAUAAGAUACUUAUUGUCCAUUUAUACCCUGUAAAGCCAUUUUAGAAUGUAAUAUUUUAGGUAAUCUAAAAUGUACUAAAUUAAAUUCAUUUUUAGUUAUGAGAAAUCUUUGCUUAUGUGACAAAUGAAAAGAAUAACAAGUUGUCAAAUGAAAAGAAUGACAUUGAAACAUUUGUAUUGUCUCUUCUUAAACUAUCUUAUUGACUUAUUAUUUAAGCCUUUUAAUACUAAGUAUGAAACAACCUAUGGUCUGGAAAUUUGUAUCGCAAAGCUAUAUGUGCAUAUGUUAUUUAAUUCAUCUAACGCUACACAAAAGCAUAAAAUAAUGAUUUUUCACUCUCUUUAAAAAUACUAAAUCAUUUAUGUCCAUUUCUCAAUUUUUUCAUUGAUCUAUGCUUUGAGUUUGCUUUCUCAACAUUAUUGUAUUUUCCAUUUAUUAUUACUGUAUAACAUAUGCUAGUGUUUAGUUGGAUUAAUCUUACCUAAAAGUACUGAAAAAUGCUUUUUAGUACUUUUUCAUAUUUUAUACAUUUAUUUUCCAAAUGUAUCAUUGAAUAAUUUUAUUGAGUUACAAAAAGUAUCUUAUUGCUAUUUAAUAAAAAAUUAACAUAUAAAA
This is a messenger RNA of Pan troglodytes (chimpanzee), 5548 nucleotides long. It is a transcript of the gene ERAP1, whose product is annotated as endoplasmic reticulum aminopeptidase 1. NCBI's taxonomy places the organism in Eukaryota, Metazoa, Chordata, Mammalia, Primates, Hominidae. Gene Ontology annotation, cellular component: membrane; cytoplasm. Gene Ontology annotation, molecular function: peptide binding; metalloaminopeptidase activity; zinc ion binding. The record is from RefSeq and is a predicted model, not a curated record. Gene Ontology annotation, biological process: proteolysis; peptide catabolic process. The coding region runs from base 301 to 3147 and encodes 948 amino acids. The transcript has 20 exons.